AUGGCCACUAUGGCUGGAAAAAUGGACGAUUUAGUCAAAGAAUACCUCGUUUUUCGUGGUCUAAGUACCACGAUGAAGAGUUUUGAUACGGAAUUGAAAUUGGAAAAGGAUAAAGAGUUCAGAGCAGAUAAGAUCAUUGAUCAGUUGCAUUCAUACGUAAACUCGUAUGACCUAAUAUCACUGAGAGAUUAUUGGAACUACCUGGAUUCCCACAUAUUUUCAAGAUUGGAGCAGACAUAUACCAGUAGCAUCAGGAAAUUGGAAGUUAGUUUAUAUCGAUGGUAUCUAGUGAAUGACGUUUUAACAAACCGACCUGACAAAGUGACCGAAUUCUUUGAGAAGAUGGCACCAGAGAUUCAGAGCCAGAGUGAAUGGAAAGAAUGGUUUGCGCUACCCUUCGUUAAGAACCCAGAGGAAAACAGUACAUUCUCAACAUACUUCAGGAAGCAGUGGCAGGACACAUUUUUCUUGUCAUUACAUAAUUUCCUGAGCGUCAUCUUUCAAAGCAUGCCCCUGCCCGGUCUCCUAAUGUUCGAUGAGGAAAAGCUCAAGUUAAGAAGAUUACAGGAUGAGAUCGAGUACCUGAGGCGUCAAAUUACCAACCCCGAUCAACGCCUGAGAGAUUUCCGUGGUCUACAUGAGAAGAAGAAUGUCUUGCCGAUUACCGACCAUGCGUUUGAACUCAUGGAUGAUUUCUUUGACAUAUCUCAGGAACCACCUCUUGAAGAUUGUGAAUCACAAGGAGUCCUCAAGUCCAUUGUAAAGAAGAUAACAACAACAGCGAAACCAUCGCCUACCAUCCUGCGCAAGACGUCACCUGGUAGUUCAUCAAAGCCAGGCCCAGGGGGCACCACAGGUCAAGUAAAAGAAAAUCAAAAGUCGUCACCAAAGGAUGUAAAUGACUACAAAAUAAAGGGAUCACAUGUGGCAGCUUCUGUACUGGUUCGGGGGAAGGUGUCUAGUACGGCAGCCCCGCAUACCUUUCAUAAGAAACAGCCCCGGCAGCCAGAGGAUCAUGAUAAGCAACGCCGCGAGCUCCUUGGUCUCAUGGAAUCAAAGACAACUAAGCCUGAGGGCUCUGACACGUCUAAGCGGCGGAGUGAAUUGAUCAGGAAAGAAGCCACCCCAGUCUCCAGGCAGAUGAGUGAGCCAGUGGGCAUGUCACAAGUCCCUACUUCAUUUGAAUCAAGAAAAGUUAAACUACCUACUGAAGACUUGCCUGAAUCAGCAGAGACGGAGCUGCCCUUUCUGCUUCUCAGUCAGGAAGAAUACAAUGAACAUCAUUCCUCCAUACUGCAUUGCCGAUUCAGUGAAUCGGGAAAAGUCAUUGCCAGUUUGGAUGUAGAUGGCAUAGUCAAAAUUUGGUCUCUUGAUCCUUCCCCUGCUACCAUGGCAACUAUAAUGUCAAAGUCGCCCUUGAUGUGCUUUGAAUGGGCUAGCAAAAUGGAUCGCUUUUUAUUACUUGGAAACAAGACCAGUAAACUCAGGCUAUUCGACAUCAAAGAGAAGAAAAAUCUCAUUGAAGUUACAGCGGAUUCCGCCUACCCAAGGAUAUCAGCCCUAGCCUACAGUCCUUCAGGCACACAGUUUGCUUGUGCAGCAUCUGGGCGGGGUCGAGGAGGAAACAAUGGUGUGGAGACUGGACCAAGACUUGGCAGGAUGUCGCUGUGGGACCUGAAAACGAUGAAAAUGGAUCGUGAAAUUCCGAUGUCGCCAAAUCCUGUGGCUAUAAACUGUAUGGCGUUCAAUCAUAAUGGACAUCUUUUGAUUGCCGGUGGAGUGGAUGGCAUGAUAGGAUUAUUUGACGUGCAGAAGUCUGAGUGUAUAUCAACGUGGGGGGCUCAUAUUGGAGAAGUCUACUCUGUCCAGUUCAGCCCUGACGAGAUGAGCUGUUACAGUAUGGGAGGAGAUGGAAAGUUAAUCGAAUGGAGCAUCCAUAAGACAGGGAUCAAGAUAGCCGACUGGGCCGUUCACAGCGGGGCAGCCGGACCAUUCGUCAUGCAGAAACCAGAAGGUUAUAAACAAAUGCAGACGCCGAGAGGAAAGUUGUUUGCAUUUGAUGCAGAAGGACAACAUAUUUUAACUUGUGCUCAAACUGGUGGACAAAUGUAUGCGCUGGACAGAAAGCUUGGUGCUCAGAAGAUGAUGCUGCUCAGAGGUCACAAGGCUCCGGUCGUGACUUGUGAUUGGUCGACAGCUAUCGAUUGCCGCACGUGUUUGACGGGUGCAAUGGAUGGAAAUGUUGUCGUCUCAACGUUGUUGAGACAUUGAUAUGACAACUUUCAACUCAAAUCUGCCGAGUACUAAGUUUGCUAUAGCGAACGAAUAGCAAUAACAUAUGAUCAAAACCACCUAAGCACUGACUUAGUAUCAAUCAGGACAUGUACAUUUACUUUAAAUAUCCUCCUCUACUGUACAAUAUCUUGCUCUAUUUUCUAUCUGGAGGCAAUAAUGAAUGAUCCAAACAACUUAUGCCCUGACCAAGUGUUGAUCAGAGCAUGUUGGAUGUCCUGCUCUAUUUUCUAUUGGCACUUGCAGGCAGAAAGAAAUGAUUUUCAAUCUAAUAUCACCAUUGUAUUCAGAAAAAGAUGUUGCCUUUCAUUGUCAUUUUACAUGAUCAAGAGUGUCGGUGUGUGCAAAUUAUUUAGAUCUUUAGGUCAAACUGGGCAUUUCUAUCGCAAAGAAAUGGUAUCUACAUGUAUAUUCAAAAGUAGCAUCAAAUGGAAAAAGUAGCAAGUCAUAUGUAAGACAUUGAGAAAAUGGUGAAAAGCAUGUCUGACAUUAUAGUAAAGGAAUGAACUUGCGAACUUUCGUCAUGACAUUUUUAAGGGAUUGUGGUGCCCAGUGCAUUUAUUUCUAUAUAAUGCCAACGGAGAGGAGAGAAGUCCAAAAACACCCAACUCAUUUUGUUCAAAUAUGACUUGCUAGCUUUUUCUCUGUGACUUUUGGGAAGAAAAUCAGUGCAAUGAACAAAGUCAGAUUUUUCAAAUAGUUGUAUAAAUGUACUAAGUACAGUUUAUGUACAUGUGUAUGUGGUGCAAUUGUGUUUACUGGUUAUGUACUGGUACUUGUAUUAGACUGUGUUUACUGUAUGUCGAGACUGUUUCCCUGUCCUACUACAAACUUGUCUCCAUCCUUCCGGUUAUCUGAAAUGAGGGUUACAUGGUCACAGUUCACGGGCCACGAAUAUGUUUGCUAACAGACUUGGGCGUGAAAAGAUGACAUGACGCGAACCGUGGGUGAAAAGUGAUAUCGUGAAUCGUAUGAAGCCCGGUCUUUGGAAAUGACAUGUCGUUCUGAAUGGCGUGUGAAAAGUGACAGGGUUACAUGUCAAACGUUAAUUAUGUACCAACCAAGCCGAACAUAUUUCAUUGGUAUUUAUCAGGGCCUUGAAAAAAUGUAUGGGAGAGAGACAAGAUUGCAGUAUAGUGCUUUACUUUACAAUCUAAUAAAUUCCAAGACGAUAUUAUUCAGAGCGGUCUGAUGUUAUAGGGAAUAGUCCAUGUAAUGUUUGUAUGUAUUUAUGGUGCUUAUAUUCUAGUCAAACUAGGUACAAAAGAGAUCCGGUAUUAUUUUGUUUAAGAGCUAUUCUAAACAGAUACACAAGAAUUGAUGGUGUUUUUACGCAGAGAUGAUGUGGAUCUUCUGGUGAGCACAGGAGUAUGCCUGGCCAAAUAGAUGGAUGUCUUCGUUUAGAAAAUAAUGUCAUACAGUUGGCUGCGCGCGCAUACUUGUAUCUCAACAGAGGAUUUCACUUGAAUACGAGGUGUUUUUCUCGCUUAUCUUCUGACUUGCAGGAUAUUUUAGAAUAAAACGAAUUUGUCACAAAAGCAGCUGCACAUCAUAAGAUAAGCAUCAUUAUGUUAUCAAGAGAAAUGUCCACUGGAAGACGGUUCUUCACAACUUUUUUAAUGAAAAUCACAUUCAAGAGACACGAGAGUGCGUGCGCAUAAUGUUUACAAAUUCGCCAGACAUCACCAGAUAUCCAUCUAUAGACAUAAAAUUUAAACCUUAUUUGCAGGCCUCCAAUGUGGAUGGCUCCUAAAUUGAUGGUAAAUUAAACUUUGUGUACUUGUGCUAUAGACAUCAGCGAGCUGUCUGUCCAAGAACUGAUCAAAUCAUAUCAGGUCAUCUCUGUGGUGCAGUUCUCCGAUUUAAGAGAAAUCCUUUACAGGAAUGUACAUAAUACUCACAACUCUGGGAUGGACACUGUACGCUUAAAUGUGUGUUUUAACAGAAUACUAAGAUAUGUGUAGAUAUUUUGAUAACAAAGAAAUCAAUUAAUAUAA
Molecule: messenger RNA, 4289 nt
Organism: Lineus longissimus
Lineage: Eukaryota; Metazoa; Nemertea; Pilidiophora; Heteronemertea; Lineidae
Product: WD repeat-containing protein 91-like
Exons: 13
Coding region: 1-2271 (756 amino acids)
Biological process (GO): early endosome to late endosome transport; negative regulation of phosphatidylinositol 3-kinase/protein kinase B signal transduction
Cellular component (GO): extrinsic component of endosome membrane; early endosome membrane; late endosome membrane
Molecular function (GO): protein binding; phosphatidylinositol 3-kinase inhibitor activity
Source: RefSeq, a predicted model, not a curated record